Ochlerotatus camptorhynchus is the source of this 2951-nucleotide messenger RNA. RefSeq lists its product as uncharacterized. Gene Ontology annotation, biological process: regulation of translational initiation. NCBI's taxonomy places the organism in Eukaryota, Metazoa, Arthropoda, Insecta, Diptera, Culicidae. The record is from RefSeq and is a predicted model, not a curated record. Bases 369 to 1832 code for a protein of 487 amino acids. Gene Ontology annotation, cellular component: cytosol. The transcript has 9 exons. Gene Ontology annotation, molecular function: RNA binding; protein binding; translation activator activity.
CCGUUUGCCAGUAACUCGACUCCACUCCGACACGACACUGCUGUGUGUAUCUCGCGAGCCAGAUACGCACGGGAUUUUUAUAUAAUAUUUUAAUUGUGCUGGCAAAAGAAAAUUGUUUCUCCAAAAUACUGGUGAAAAUAGUUUCCGAGCUCGGUAGUAUUCGUUAGUAGAUGAGAUAUAUGAGAUAAGAUUCGAUCGUUUUGAGUGCCAUUUGCAGAGUGACGAAAACAGAGAGAAAAUAGAACACUGAUUCUGACGAAAGCGUUACAAAGAUUUGAGACUCAGUAUAGACAUCAAUCCACAUGUACUGGACUAAUGCGAAUCUAGACAAUACGUGUGAUUGAAGGAAACUAAAAAAAAAUCCAAAGAUGGCUGACCACGACCAAAAACAUACAUACAUUUCUCCGGGAAUCUCCAGGGAACGAAGCUUUAUCCGAACUUCAAACCAGCAGGUAAUGGACAUGAACGCCAACAAGAGACGCAGCCUGGCCUUCACCCAGAGCCAGGCGAUGCAACAUGCCCAACAACAACAGUUGCGUGGUAAGCCACCGAUGGAAAUCUAUCGUCCACCAAAUGUUCGCAUGGAUGGACUUCAGAACAAGCUCAACGUGCAUGCGCAGGAGUUUCAGAUGAACAACCUACCCGACGGUCGCAUACCGUUGCACAAUUCCAGAUCUCUCAACAUUUACAGCAGCUCCUUGCAGCACUCGAAAUCGAACGCCAGCAUGCCGCUGAACAUGCAUCCUCGAGCACAUCAAAUGCAACUGGGCAACAUCGGCAGUCCUCAACGGGGACCGAUCAUGAUGUCUACCCAUCCGAUGCAGCACGCCGGAGUACAGCUGCAGUCCUCCCAUAUGCCAUUGGUUAACUCGCCGUCCAGCGGAAACAUUCUGCACUCUGGACCACGAGUUAAAUUCGCUCCGGAGCCUAUGGUACACGCAAACAACAGCUUCCAAGCACAAAACAACAGCAACACAUCCACCAACCAACAACUAUCACCAUCCGCCAUGUAUCAACAACAGAGCAACAACAACAACAACAAUCCCAUGAACCUUGCACCUUUACAGCGUUCCAAGUCACUCUCGUCCGCGGACACGUUGACGCGUGGAUUGGCUGGGUUGGGACUUGCCGUGGGACCGGAAGCCAACGACAUUGGUCAGUUUUCGCCGGAGAUACAGCUAAUCCUUGCCAAAGCGGUCGAAGAUCCGAACCAGUUGAACGCUCGCUGCCUGAUGGAGCUGGCCAUGCAGCUGAUGCAUCGUGCGGUGGAUGGGCGAAGAUACGCACUUCCAAUUUCUCGACUGUGCAUUUCGAUUAUUGCUAAAGAACAAAAGGAAACACUUUUGGAAGCUUUGCUGAACACGUGCCGCCAGUGGUACCAAGAACGUGACAAGGUCCUAGGCCCACCGAUGAAUCUUAAAAAUCCAUCUCGACCACGUUUCACGGCAUUUAUGGCCUUCCUGACGGAGAUGUUCUGUCAGCUGAAGCGUCGUCAGCUGCAACUUCGUACGGAAUGCGACGGUGUACCACCACCGAUCGUGCUGCUGACCGUUCUAGGUAAAUGCUGUGAGGAUUGCGUCAAACCACCUGUUCGAUCACUUUCGGAGAUCGAAUGCCUCUUCUUCGUGCUGACCUGCAUUGGACGCGACCUGGAGACACAUCUUCCACAGCAACUGGAAACCCUGCUGGCCGGAGUUCGCGACGCUUUCCUGAACUCAUCCGCAUCGGCUCCGGCCAUCCGCCGUACGUUGUUGCAGCUGAUCGAACUUCAAGCGUCCAGAUGGCAACUGCCAGGCAACACCGUACUGUACUACUAUCCAUCAUCAAAAUAGAUGGCACCUGCGCGUGUACACCGGAUAACGAAUGGAUUGAUGGACUGCCAGUCUGGUUGAUUUUCGCACGCGAAGUUUCCUACCAAAAUUCAUUGAAAUCUACUAACCAUGGCAUCGACGCAGGUGUUGGAGAAUGGAGAAAACGUCGAACCAAACGAACAAAAAAUAUAUCGAACAGUAGAAAAAGAGAACGAAACACACUGGAAGUGAAGCUACAAAACAAAAACGACACGAUCAGACUACAUUCCAUCAAAACACUAACAUUUUGAAGGCAAAGGAAAAGUUAGUAAUUGUCAUGUUAACCUUUUUGAACAGAAUGCAACAAUGGUCAACUUUUAGCUUUAAGGGACAUUGAUUUUUACGAACUCCUGAAACUGAAAAUUAUUUUCUUAAAAAAAAAACGAAAUUAAUCCUGUUGUGUUUAAACGAAACGAUUUUAGAAAUUUAGAUACAUUAACAAAAAUGAAAAUUACGGAACUAAUCUCUGGAAAAAAAUCUAAAUGUAAUGAACUAGUCAUUUCUGUAUUAUAUUGUUUAGAGUACCCAAAUAUUGAAUCUGUUACAUAAAUUAGAUAGAAAAUAACGUUUAAAAAUUCAUGAAAAACAAACAAUGACUGACUAACAUCCUCGUGUUGCAUCACUACUUGAUAAUUUCAUUAUGCAUCAGAAAACGCACCGCGAAAGCUCUAGAUAUGUAGGUACCGUGUUGUGGUACCAGUGCACUUGUACAAGGCAUGUCUAUAAUGUAAUGUAACCCUUCGGCCCCUCGCCGGUGAUGAUAAGAAAGGCCCUCAGGGUAGUUAAAUUAUUUAACUUAUUAUUCAGAUGCAUGGUUUAGCAAAUUAGAUUGAAAAUUGAUGACAAUGGAAAAGGUAGACAGCAGAAAUACUAAUUUCAUAAUUACGUGAGAAACUUGGUUGUACAUGCUGUGAAAGGAAGGAAACUAUGCACUGUCAUUUAACGAAGAAAAAAAUAAAAACAAUUAGGAAUGAUGAAUGGCACAGUAGGUAUGUGCUUAAUGGGCUCUGAACCAAUCAGUGGAUGUAUUUUAAGUGCAGUUUGUGCAUCUAUGUGUCAUAAUGAGAUUUUUUUCUAGGAAAUAAAUAGUUACGUGAUCUA